Messenger RNA from Candidula unifasciata, 744 nucleotides. The record is from the annotation of a GenBank genome assembly. NCBI's taxonomy places the organism in Eukaryota, Metazoa, Mollusca, Gastropoda, Stylommatophora, Geomitridae.
AUGGUGCCUUAUCACAGAUCACAGUCCCGGAUCAUAAAGUCCAGUGGCAGUCGCUUGGGCAUCCGCUGGGCAGACGUCUCCGCUGUCUUUCGAUACAUCGUCUGGUGCCUAGCAGGAGCCGUGUUCAAGCUCUGGCAUCUGAACCCCGUCUCUCUGAUACUACGGCGCUGGCGCCAGCUGCACCACCUCAACACCCGGAUGACGCUCAGGGUCAGACCCAGGCUGAUAGACUUGGCUACUGACUUCUUUCUCUCAGACGACAGGCGCAAGCGGCAGUUGCUAAGUUGGGUCAAGUCCAUUCUGCCUUGGCUGGAAGAAGAGGUGUUUGACUUCACCGCCUGCUGGCAGGACGGGAUAGCUCUGUGUGCCUUGAUGGAGGCCAUCAGUCCUGGGGCGUGUCCAAAGUUUAACCUGCUCAAGGCACACCAUCGGGUCAACAACUGCAGACUGGGUCUCCAGCUGGCUAUGCGGUAUCUGCAUGUCACUGAGCUGCCUCUAAGCCCCGAAGAGAUGGCCAUUGCCGAAGAGGAUUCCGAGGUGAAGAUCUGCCAUCUGGUCCAGCUUCUCAAAUGGAAGUACCAGAAACAGGGGAGCAAACCAGCAUGCAAGUGCCAGGCUCGCGGGACGGGACUCAAGGCUGGAAUUGUUGGGAAGCGAACCAAGUUCAACAUCCUGACUGAACGUCUGGCAAACCUAGAUCUGGUGAUUGAGAUCAGGGGGCCCAAUAAAGAGGUAUGUCUCUGA